Salmo salar (Atlantic salmon) is the source of this 816-nucleotide messenger RNA. It is a transcript of the gene hoxc5aa, whose product is annotated as homeobox protein HoxC5aa. Lineage: Eukaryota; Metazoa; Chordata; Actinopteri; Salmoniformes; Salmonidae. Gene Ontology annotation, molecular function: RNA polymerase II cis-regulatory region sequence-specific DNA binding; DNA-binding transcription factor activity, RNA polymerase II-specific. The record is from RefSeq and is marked provisional. Gene Ontology annotation, cellular component: nucleus. Gene Ontology annotation, biological process: regulation of transcription by RNA polymerase II; anterior/posterior pattern specification.
UAGGCUAUAGGCUAUUGCAGUUGUUUACUUCAUGAAUCUCUUCUGCACCGUUUUUGUGUGUUUUAUUUUUCGUAUAAGAUGAGUUCCUAUGUAGCAAACUCAAUUUUUAAGCAGCAAACGCACGAGGCAUCCUCCUGUAACGUCAUGAAUAGUUUAGGCAGUUAUGGCUCUCUCUCUGACUUCGAUCAAGCCAAUUAUGCCUAUAACGGAGGUCUUCAUGAUUUCAACGGAACAUUCACCUCCUCUGAUGCCACUGUAAACUCUCUAAAACGAGAAGAGAUGAACUCUAGCCUGCGAGGCAAUACGGACACUCAAUCUCCACCACGACCACAGUCAUACUCAGCCUUGAGCUCCCGGAACUCCGUGCAGAACUGCCUCAGUGACGGUAUACUGAGCAAAGCGACUGAAAUGCAAAUGGAGGUGGUCGAAACCCCCAGAACUACGACCGAAGAAAGCGCGAUCAAAGUCGAAACUAUGCAACCUGUAAAACAUCAAAUCCACUCGAAGAAGCACCAAGACAGUCAACAGCAGCCGCAGAUUUUUCCCUGGAUGACAAAACUACACAUGAUCCACGAAUCAUCUGACGGUAAACGCUCUCGAACCAGUUACACCCGCUACCAGACUCUGGAGUUGGAGAAAGAGUUCCAUUUCAACCGUUACCUCGCCCGUCGCAGGCGCAUUGAGAUCGCCAAUACCCUCUGUCUGAACGAGAGGCAAAUUAAAAUUUGGUUCCAGAAUCGACGUAUGAAGUGGAAGAAGGAUUCCAAACUGAAAUCAAAGGAUUCGAUAUAAACAUGGAGUUGAUGACUGAUCUGG